UCGCCAGCGGGCCGCUGAGAUCUACACGCACGCCCUGCCUGCUCGCGCACGCGUGUGGCCGCGGGUGUCCCCGGAGACGGAAAGCCUCCUUCGCACAGCGACAAUGGAGGUAAAUUGUUUAACACUAAAAGACUUGAUCAGCCCCAGACAGGCCAGACUAGAUUUUGCCGUUGAAGAUGCAGAAAACGCACAAAAGGAAAAUAUAUUUGUCGAUCGAUCAAGGAUGACCCCAAAGACUCCGAUGAAAAAUGAACCAAUUGAUCUGUCAAAGCAAAGGAUCUUUACCCCGGAAAGAAAUCCCAUUACCCCCGUAAAGCUGGUGGACAGGCAGCCGCAGGUGGAGCCAUGGACGCCCACAGCCAACCUCAAAAUGCUGAUCAGUGCCGCCAGCCCAGACAUAAGAGACCGGGAGAAGAAGAAGGAGCUGUUCAGACCCAUUGAGAAUAAAGAGGAUGCAUUCGUGAACUCCUUGCAGCUUGAUGUCGUUGGUGACAGUGCUGUGGAUGACUAUGAGAAGCAAAGGCCGAGUAGGAAACAGAAAAGUUUAGGACUGCUGUGCCAGAAGUUCCUCGCUCGUUAUCCAAGUUACCCCUUAUCCACUGAGAAAACCACCAUCUCCCUAGAUGAAGUCGCUGUCAGUCUUGGUGUGGAAAGGAGACGCAUCUAUGACAUCGUCAAUGUGCUGGAAUCACUGCAUCUGGUCAGCCGGGUGGCUAAGAAUCAGUAUGGUUGGCACGGUCGGCACAGCCUGCCCAAAACCCUGAGGACACUCCAGAGACUGGGAGAGGAGCAGAAAUACGAAGAGCAGAUGGCCUGCCUCCAACAGAAGGAGCUGGACUUGGUAGAAUAUAGGUUCGGAGAACGCAGGAAAGAUGGCUCCCCGGAUUGCCAAGAGCAACACCUACUCGAUUUUUCUGAAUCCGACUACCCGUCCUCCUCUGCAAAUAGCCGGAAAGAUAAAUCUCUAAGAAUUAUGAGCCAGAAGUUUGUCAUGCUGUUCCUUGUCUCCAAAACCAAGAUUGUUACCCUGGACGUGGCUGCCAAAAUCCUCAUAGAAGAAAGCCAAGACACCCCCGACCACAGUAAAUUCAAAACAAAGGUACGACGGCUCUAUGACAUAGCCAAUGUUCUGACCAGCUUGGCUCUGAUAAAGAAGGUGCACCUCACAGAAGAGCGAGGCCGCAAACCAGCCUUCAAGUGGAUCGGGCCUGUGGACUUCAGCUCCAUUGACGAAGAGCUACUGGAUGUCUCUGCAUCUGUCUUACCGGAAUGGAAGAAAGAAACAUAUGGCCAGAUUCGAGUGUGUGCAAAACAGAAGCUGGCUCGGUAUGGUUCCUUUAACACGGUUCAGUCGGCUGAGAAGACAGAGAGGAAAGUGAACUCAGAGCCCAGUAGCCCACAGGGAGGAAAACAAGGGUCAGCCUAUUCCCUAGAAAUUGGAAGUCUGGCAGCCAUCUACAGACAGAAAGUAGAAGAUAAUUCACAGGGGGAAGCCUUUGCCAGUAAGAGCACGGUGACUCCACCAAGCAACUUGGACCCUGCCCUCCCUGCUGACUCAGAAUACUGUGUCAAGCCUUUAGCCCACCCAGUAUUUUCUGUUGCUCAAACAGAUUUGCAGGCCUUCUCCACACAGAAUGGUCUAAACAGACAAGUAGGUGGCCACCUUCCUUCUGCAACCUCAGAUGCAGAGAGCUUGAAGCCAACCCUGCUUGCUGGCCAGCCCCUGGUGUAUGUGCCUUCCUCCCUGAUCAUGCUGUGUGGGAGCCUGCAGGAGGGACUGUCCCCAGAGUCAAGAUCAGAGGAGGACAGUAGCUCAGAAGUCCCAGCUGACCUGUCACUGGCACCCUCAGCUCAGAAGCGCCUGUGUGAGGAGAGGAAUCCCCACGAGGAGGACGAGCCUGCCAUGAAGAGACAAAGUCAGGAAUUUGAAGAUAGCCCCUUAUCCCUAGUCAUGCCCAAGAGACCCUCAAAUUCCACAGCCAUUGCCUCUCCUGUGACCACGGGAGACGGGAGAUCUACACCCGUGGAAGACGCCUGUGUGAAGGGUCAGCUCCCGGCUGCCGAAGACGUUUCAGGAAAGGCUGUAGCAAACUGCUGCUUCAUUGCUUCUGAGUGUGGAAACACAUCGAGAAACCCAGACACUGAAAAGCCUUCAAAGGAAAACGAAAUCACCAAAGACCCCUCCCUGCUGCAGUAUCUGUACGUGCAGUCUCCAGCAGGGUUAAAUGGUUUCAACAUGCUCUUACCCGGUGGUCAAACCCCACAUGCCAUGGGGCCGUCCUCGGGUCAGCUGCCAUCCUUUGGCGUCCCGUGCAUGUUCUUGCCAUCUCCAAGCCUGGCCCCCUUCCCAGUUCUGUAUUCUCCUGCAAUACCUGGGCCCAUCUCUUCAGCUCCUGGCGCGCUCCCAAACACCGGACCCAUGAAUUUCGGCUUGUCUGCCCUGGGAUCUACGGCUCACCUCCUCCUGAGCCCUGCAGCUAUGGUCAAUCCGAAGUCAUCCACCAUCCCUUCCACAGAUCCUCAGUGUCAGCCCUCACUAAACCUGAGUCCAGGGAUGCCAAGCUCACACGGUGCCAUCCACCCCGAGUCCCCCGGUUACAUGAGACAUCCGGUAUCAAUGGUAAAAGUAGAACAGUCACCUGCACCAGCGACUCCCAAGAGCAUCCACCGAAGACACCGGGAGACAUUUUUCAAGACCCCUGGCAGUCUUGGAGACCCCGUUUUCAGGAGAAGAGAAAGGAACCAAUCACGAAACACUAGCUCAGCCCAGAGACGGCUAGAAAUCUCAAGCAGUGGACCUGACUAACCUGGUGCUUCAGCGGAUGGAGUGAUCUCAGCACCUGAAGGUCCCUGUGUCCCAGACAAUGUCCUAAAGUGGAGCACAGGCCAUCCCGGUCCUCAGCUUGUGUCCUUGCUCUCUGGCAUCCACUGGUUCUGCUAACUUCCCAAUAUCAUGAGUCAGCUAUUUUCCUGAAAGUAAUUAUUACUAAUUAUGAAUUUAAUACCAGCUAGAGUUGGGGCUCUGCAUGUCACAGCGGCAGUACUGACCAACUGGUGUGGUCUGGUUAAGAAUCAUCUGAGUGCUGGAAGUCAGUCCUGACAGGCUGCUGGAGCCUUGUGGUUUUUCUGAAGUGGAGGGCUGUCUAGCACUUAACCAGGGCGAGCAUUGGUGAUGCUCAUUGCCGCCUGCCCUGAGUGCAUCUGUGUGAGAACUUCCUCUGCAGCCUAAACACGCUACUGCUUCCUCAGGCUCCAGGAAGCCACCUUCAGUUACAAACCCUACGGUAUUAUUUAUUUUGUUCCUGAAGCGGGACUUCACUGCACAAAGUUUACAACAUCUGUUCUGACACACAUUUUUCAGGGUAUCGCGACUUGAAUGUUUAAGACUUUCUUUGUAUAAUUUGCCCUGCACUUAUUCUACAGCCUAUUAAUAAUGUGGAUAAAUGUAUAUACGUGACAAAUGUCAAGACCAAAAUAACUGUGAAUGCUACACUCAGCUAUUGAUGAACUAUGUGCUUGACCCAUCUGUGGGCAUGGGAGUGAAAACUGAAACCUAGGUGCCUUGUAGCCGUUUCUCCGGUAACUAUCAAGCAGUGAGGUUUUACUGUUUGUUAAAAACAAAACAAAAACCUACUGUGCUCAGCUUCCUUUGCUCCAGGCCCCUGUGUUUUUUAACUUAAACAUUCACCGUACAGUGUCAAGUGUGCACGCCUUCUCACAAAUGCCAUUUGUAACAAGCUGAAUCAGAGCAACAGGAAAGAUAGAGAGCAUUAGAACCUGGAUGAGAGCUUUGGAUGAAUCAUGAAGCAUAAUGAUAACAGAAACAGAGAGCAAUAGCUAAUUCUUUCAUUUUUCGUUUACUUAUUUUCCUCUGGGAGAUGAGGGAGAUGGGCACAGCCUGUGCAUUUCUAAGAGUGAUCAUGAGUUUCUUGGUCCAGGGAAGGAACAGCGGGCACAGGGGCUGGUUGUCCUAACAAAUACAGUUCUAGAAACUGUUGUACAUCUCCCUUUGUGAGCCUCGUUGCUUCAGGGGUCUACAUUGAUAGAGUGUUUACCUCAAUCUUGUCUCUUCACAGUAAACCUCUCUCCCUUUCCUCCUUCCCUUUUUCCUCUUUUCUUCCUGUGGUCUUUUUUUCUCUUUAGACGGCUUAGAUCUAGAGUCUUAAUAUAAGGCUACAUUUUCUCUGUAUUUCUGUGCCCUGUGAAAUACCAUAUAAAAGAAUAAAAAAUAUUAAUUUAAGAGACUCUGGGAGUCUGAUCAAAGUAGCUUUUUAUAUGAAGUACAGGACACCUUUUAAUCUUGCUACCCUAACAACAGCUUUUGAAAACUUGAGAUGAGUGGCCAGAUUUAAUAUGUUGGCUACUUAUCUAAAUGUUUAUCAACACUAAGCUUCUAAAGUUGCAAUAUGGCAUUGUUCCCCUUGUUAAAAGUUUUUUUGUUUUUUAUGAGUUAGGUAAAAAUUGCAUGGUGAUGCUGUCUCUGAAGCACACUGCUGGUUCCUUUCUGGAACAUGAAAAUCACUCUUUUUCAGUAGUUUAUCAGACAUGCCGAAAUUGAGUCUGCUGGAGUCACUUGCAUUUAAAAUCUGCAAGAAGUCCGCAUUUCCAUAGAAACACAAACCUCUUUCCUUGUUCCUGGGUAAUGUUCAUUUACUCUAACUUUUUUGUUGUUCUAUAUUAUUAGAGUCUUUGCUCUGUUUGUGAACGGACCACAUUAACCUCAGAGAAUUUGUGAUUCUUAGGAAGGUGUUAAGAAGCAAUUUCAUCAGUGGAAAACACAGUUACUUCUGUAUGAGGGUCCCUCAUGGUGUGGCUUUUGACUCUUCCAGAAGCCCGGUGCCCUUUAAUCAUGCACAGCUAGACUUGAGUACCAGGGGGGGAGAAGCAGUGGUACUCUAGAGUCUAUCACAGAAAUAACUGCUAGUGAUCCUUCGGAGGACAUGAGUCCUGAGUCGGCACUGAGGGGGUGUGCUGCCUUGAGCCACGCUGUCCAGGGUUUGUGAAACCCUUGCGUUCUGGUACAAGAGUUUGGGGUAUAACUUUAUACUUGAACCUACCUACCAAGUUUACAUUGCUCAAUGUAAGGUGCUAUUUCUGUAUUUAAAUAACUUGGAUGUAAAGCUGCUUUCUGCUUACCUUAUUGCACUGCUAGCUUUUUGUAGACGUUAACUUUAUUGCUGCUUACUGCUUUGUUUUCAUGGGUUUUGGCUCUGUUCUUUCCUAAUGGCUGUAUUAUCUGUAGCCAACUACUUGCAACUUUACUACAUGUAAACCAAUCUUCCCUUUUAGAAAAAUACUAAGCUUUAUAAAGUAGCAAUGAAAAUAAAGGCAUUUAGUAAGAAA
Molecule: messenger RNA, 5343 nt
Organism: Cricetulus griseus (Chinese hamster)
Lineage: Eukaryota; Metazoa; Chordata; Mammalia; Rodentia; Cricetidae
Source: RefSeq, a predicted model, not a curated record